AUGCAUGAAGCCUCCAUUCAUCGUGAACUGACCACUGCAGUUAUGGGGGAAGACCAAACGGAUCUCGGUGACAUGGACAGCAACCUUCGGCGUCUAAAACAUGAACUGGAUUCUUUGUGGCAGUCGGAUGAGGGUCUCCAAGCUCAGAUGAAUUCUGUGAUCGGCGCUCUCCAGGAGCUCAAACUCUUGCAGGUCCAGACAGCACUGGAGGAGCUGGAGUUCUCCAGUAAAACGAGCCAGGCCUCUUCAUACACUCACACAAUGCUCGAUCAGAUAAACUACAGUUCAAGAAUAACCCACCGGAACCGAACACAGAAUCCAGAAGAAAUUCUUUCACAAGAAUGUUUCAAGACUGAGCUUACCAUGGAACCGUCUUUGUUCCUCACUAGUUCUCCAGCAGAGAACCGCCGUAUUCUCAUGGUACACGAACCCAGGAGGGUUUACGGAGGAAGUCUAAGCACUUCUUCCUCUUUUUCCUCUCAGGAAGACACAACCGACAACAAUUUCUCCUCAUACGAUAUUGAUGACUCCACUGAUUGGACAGCCUCAUUGAUGAACCAUAGUAGAAACAGACAGCCAUUGGUAUUGGGCGACAAUGUUUUUGCUGAUUUGGUCGGAAACUGGCUGGACCUGCCUGAUGUUGGAGGCCAGACAGCAGGUGAGGAGCAGGUGAAAGAGUCAUCAUCUAGCAGUCACUCUCAAGAUCUCUCCAGGAAACUCUCACUAACAGCUAGCAUCUUCAAACGGGUCCUACGCCGCGUUCGGCCUCGGCACCACCAAGAAAGCGAAGGAAUGGAUGUCUGUAAACAACCAAAGAUCACAUGCAGAAAGCCAAAAUCAGAUGUCAGCAAGCCAUUCUGGGUGAGAACAAGAGAAAUGAAGAAGAAAACCACACCCAGCCAACAAGAGGGCGUGGCUUAUCAGGGCUCAGAGGGUUUGAUAGGAUGGGUGGAGAUUGUAGAGAAACAUCCAUCUGUGUUUGAUUACAGCUCAGCAGUGUGGGUCUGAUAUAGUUCUACAUGGAAGACACUGUUACACAUAUUGUUAGACAUAAUUAGUGGACUUUAUGAUCAAAAUUGUUGUAACAUGAUGCUGCCCUUAAGUGCACCUGGUCGGCCAUUCGUUAUUGCAACAUCUCAUAUUCAAGUCAAAAACAUACAGUAAUAUGGAAGUAGUCUAAACAAAAGAAUUAUAUUGUGAACUACAAACACAAAUAACUACAUCUGAAUUCAGAACGAUGAAAAACAUUCAUUUCUAUCACUUCAUCAUGGUAUCACAAGAUUCACAACUGAAUGUGAAGCAAACCGUAAAAGUUAAGCGGUAAACACCAUUCACUACAGAUUGCGAUGUUGAGGUAAUAUUGUCCUUCUUCCUCAAGUGAGAGGAGUAGCACUCCAGAAGCUAUUGAUUCCAAAGAUUUGUUAGGUAAACAGCGCUGGAAUGCAUUUGUAUGUUUUUUGUUGUUGUUUUUUGAGAUGUAAGCAUGGCAGAGUGAAGCAAACAGGGAAAAAUAUUAAUACAGUCACACUGUGUUGCCCUACUGUUUCUGUGAGGUCCCUUGAGAGCCUAAUGCGGUUUCUGCUGAUGUUUGUAUCCAUCUGUUUAGGUUUAGGCCUAACUGUCAAUCAUUCUAUGAAAAAGUCCUGACUGGUGCUUUUUCACAAAUGUCUUACUCAUGUCUUAGCUUUGCAAGCAUAAACCUGCUUUGUACUGGACAGAAAAACUAUGCAAUGAUGCUAAACUCUUAUGCAAAAAAUGAAAACUGAGCAAAUGUAAAUACCUGCCUUUUUU
Sinocyclocheilus rhinocerous is the source of this 1791-nucleotide messenger RNA. Its product is annotated as protein FAM212B-like. Bases 1 to 1008 code for a protein of 335 amino acids. The record is from RefSeq and is a predicted model, not a curated record. Lineage: Eukaryota; Metazoa; Chordata; Actinopteri; Cypriniformes; Cyprinidae. The transcript is spliced from 3 exons. Gene Ontology annotation, cellular component: nucleus. Gene Ontology annotation, molecular function: protein serine/threonine kinase inhibitor activity; protein kinase binding.